Messenger RNA from Endocarpon pusillum Z07020, 1413 nucleotides. RefSeq lists its product as uncharacterized. The transcript has 2 exons. Bases 1 to 1413 code for a protein of 470 amino acids. Gene Ontology annotation, molecular function: ATP binding; protein kinase activity. The record is from RefSeq and is a predicted model, not a curated record. NCBI's taxonomy places the organism in Eukaryota, Fungi, Ascomycota, Eurotiomycetes, Verrucariales, Verrucariaceae. Gene Ontology annotation, biological process: protein phosphorylation.
AUGGAUAUCUUCCAGACAAUUGUCACAUCCGGGGAGCUGAUCUACCAUUUCCUCGACGCUUAUUCGGCCCACUCUAAAGAGGCCAGAUCUCUGGCCGCCCGCUUUAAAUGGGACAUUCGCGUGCUGCAACAAAUCGUUCAGCAUUUCGACAGCCGACGGCUGCAAAACGAGGGGAAACUCACAGAGCCCGACCAGAAACUGCUCCAGGAGACCGCCGAGUAUUUGCAAUCUCUCGCAGCGCGUGCCGGCGCCAGCUGCGCCCGCGUUCAGACCCAGGAAUGGCUUUCCCGCGCUAGUAGCAAGGUCUUGUGGUUUCACCGCCGCAAAGAACUGCAGAGCCUGGAGCAAGAGCUGUUCGAGUGGACCUCGCGUUUCGACAUCCGGCUCGUCGGUCUCCCCCCUGAGCUCAAGACCAUCAUCUCUUCGAUCAGCGAAGAACAGGACGACGCUGGGUCCAGCAAGGCUCUCUGUUCCAAUCGGCGAAUGCAUAGGGUCCAGGCCCUUGCCGAGGAGGCCCGGCUCGCAGAGUCCCGCGACCUGUUCUUAGAAAAUGUACCCAAGACCCUACGCAAGACGCACCUUCGAACAGGCUCCGAGUAUUCCAUUCUGGAGUUCAAGAGCGAGCAGGUCAUCCUGGAAUCCAGAUAUUUCGCCCUAGCCAGCGACUCGGGCCCCCGGCAGAUUCGCGUCCUCACUCAAUGCCAUCGACAGUGGCACCCGGAACGGCCAUCGUUCAACCUGAUUCAUAGUCUGCCAUUCCCACCAUCUCCGGCCACGGCAACCACGCUUAAGAGCCUUGUCGCCGCACAAUCGGGAUCCAGGAGGAUGCCGCCGCUACACUCUCUAGACCAACGCUAUCGAGUUGCGCUACACUUGUCGACGGCGGUGCUCUUUCUGCACGGUUCUGACUACCUGCACAAGAACAUCUCGUCCGAGAGCGUUCUCAUGCUUUUCAACGACCAGAAUGAUUCGAGUCUCAAAUUCCCCUACGCUCUCGGCAAGCCUUACCUGGUGAACUUUGAGCUGAUCCGCUCAUUUGCCCUCGGGAGCCACCCAAUGGAGCCCUCAAGCGACUGGAAGGCCAGGAUAUACAUCCAUCCCGCCAGGCAAGACCCCCGACCGCGGAGCUUCAUCAAGUCCUACGACAUCUACAGCCUCGGCGUCGUUCUGUUAGAGCUCGGCUUGUGGCGGCCGCUUGAGCGGUUUGAUGCGGAGCUCAGCGCGGCAGACCCCGACGAGAUGCAGAAAGCUCUCAACAGGAUCGCCCAGGAACUUGGAAUCACUAUGGGGAAACGAUAUCGGGAAAUCGUCCAGUGGUGCUUGGCUCUCUACGGCGAUCAAGACGUCCAGCCGGCCGUGCUUGUUCGGGAGGUGCUUUCAAAGUUGGAGGAUAUCGUAGAAGCUAUCGGUUAG